AUGGCUGCUCCUACCGAAAGUCUUACCGGCUCUUGUCUCUGCGGAGCAUGGAGGUACACGGUCCUCAACCAGCCCCUUAAGAGCAUCAUCUGCCAUUGCAUCAGCUGCAAAAAGUGGACUGGCGCCUCUUUCAUGCCAAACGUCAUGUUUCCUAGCUCUGCCCUUGACAUGAAGCCAGAUGAAGAAAUUUCUCCACCGCCGCAAAUGACAACUUACCCAGACAAAAGCUCCGACUCGGGCCGCACAGUCCAUCGUCGCUUCUGCGCCAGCUGCGGUAGUCCGCUUUACUGCUCAAGCCCAGACUUUCCAGGGAUGAUCUCAUUAGCAACCGGGACUAUCGAUGGGCGGCUUGGUGAAUCUAAGGCGGAGCAUGCUAUUUUGACAGAAGAAGAGCGACUGAAGGGACUGGCUCCAGAGAUCGAGUUUUAUUGUAAAAGAGCGGCGCCCUGGGUGGAGAUCAAGGGCGUGACCACGAAGCAUCACGACCUGGGUGACUUGGGACAGGAAGGUGACAUAUCCUAA
Messenger RNA from Fonsecaea multimorphosa CBS 102226, 522 nucleotides. RefSeq lists its product as uncharacterized. Bases 1 to 522 code for a protein of 173 amino acids. NCBI's taxonomy places the organism in Eukaryota, Fungi, Ascomycota, Eurotiomycetes, Chaetothyriales, Herpotrichiellaceae. The record is from RefSeq and is a predicted model, not a curated record. The transcript has a single exon. Gene Ontology annotation, molecular function: carbon-sulfur lyase activity.